Halichondria panicea is the source of this 5078-nucleotide messenger RNA. Its product is annotated as collagen alpha-1(I) chain-like. Lineage: Eukaryota; Metazoa; Porifera; Demospongiae; Suberitida; Halichondriidae. Gene Ontology annotation, molecular function: extracellular matrix structural constituent. Gene Ontology annotation, cellular component: extracellular matrix. The record is from RefSeq and is a predicted model, not a curated record.
UGAUGGUGAUGGUGGCAGCACAGGGAAAGCAAAGAAGGCGCUACCUAUCCUCCUCGCCAUCCCUACCAAGACACGGGGGCGGUGGACGGUUGCUACUGAGGCUACUAAAGCUAGGAGCUAUUUGCCUGUUUCUGCAAGUAUCGUGUGCAACUGCAGCUGUACUGCUGCCGUACAGUGGCGACGGCUCGGGGGAUGAUGAUACUUUACAACCUGAUGACGGGAGCGGCGACUUUGUGGGCUCUGGAGAAUAUGCAUUCACUACAGAAACACCUUCUGCACAAACUGAUGGAGAAGGUUCUACUCCACAAACUCCCACGAACAAACCGAAGCUGGUCUUCAAAGCUAUAAACCUACUGGAGGACUUCAGUAUAGGAACUGCACCCACAUUCACAAUAGUCUCCUUAGAGAAAUACGUUAAUGAAAUUUUAAGCAACUCUACUGCAGCUAGAGCCACUCUUCUUCCACCGACCUUCAUGCUGACUCUCGCCUUCCGACCAGACAACAAUACGGCUCUCAAACUAGUAUCAUCCAUGUCCGUACUGCAUAAUGACGAUAAUCCUUUAUUAGCGCCUGAUAUUGUAACAAAUUCUUCACAGCCAAUUCAAAACCCAACUGACGAAUUUGCUGCUCUCCUUCUAAGUACAGCUGCCACAUAUCUCCAUAGAGAUAGAUUCUACACUUUGUGGGAGGAUGUGAGUAGCUCUGCACGGCAUUCUCUCGUGUUCAUGGUUACCAAUGGCAGCAUUAGCACUUGUUUAGAUGGUGAUUUCAGACCUGCUAAUCCCGGUGUCGUUUUGUGGGAGGAGUUCAGUUUAGGGCAAUCGAAUGAGCAACAAAUGGUACAAUUCUCCAGCUAUCUGCAUUCAAUGAAUUCUCUGGGUAUUCUUUGUGGCGCCAGUGUUCUUCCUCUCCAUGGCAACGACCAACCUGAUGCAAGCAUGUGUUAUUCACAACCCCACCACCAAUGUCAAGAGGUUCCUGAAAGUGUUAAAACUGCCAACCCCUACACUAAAAGUGGUGACCCUGGUUACAAUCCCUACACCUCCUAUGAUCCUUACAAACCCUGGCCAGACUUACCGUGCAUUGGACCACCUGGUCCCCCUGGAGUGCAAGGCAGAGAAGGUUACAUUGGACCACCUGGAACCCCAGGUCUGCCCGGCUACCUAGGAGAGAGGGGACCUCGAGGCUUACAAGGACCUCGUGGUGAAGUGGGUGGACCAGGUCCCAAGGGUGGACAAGGCUACACAGGUCCCCCCGGCUUCUAUGGACAAGUGGGAGAACCCGGAGACAUUGGUCCUAAGGGUGAUGCUGGCUAUAUGGGUAUUGGUGGGCUGAAGGGACCGAGGGGGCCCACAGGAGACCCGGGGGAUGAGGGACCAGCCGGUAGGAACGGAAAGCAUGGCAAAGAUGGCAGCAAAGGUUUCAGAGGUGGAAGAGGUCCUAGGGGAAUUGAUGGCAGGAAAGGUGGUGUUGGUAAGAAGGGAGAGCCUGGGGUCAAAGGUUGGAAGGGAUUGAGAGGACCACCUGGUGUCAUUGGAGCCAAGGGAGUCACUGGUCACCCCGGGAUGAGGGGUCCACUGGGGCCGAGGGGCCAGCAGGGUCUACAAGGUUAUGAGGGUGAUCCCGGUAGAGUCGGACCAAUAGGAGAUCCAGGAAAGAAUGGGCUGCCAGGACGACAAGGAGAGAUGGGACUGUCUGGAGUACCCGGAGCUGUUGGUGAGCCAGGCCCAGUGGGUAGGCCUGGACCGAAGGGAGAGAAAGGAGUGGGUGGAAACAAGGGACCACCGGGACAGAAGGGCAUCCAAGGCUAUCGUGGUCACCCUGGAGUGAGGGGCACUAAAGGAAUGCUGGGUGGGACUGGCUAUAUGGGAGCUCCCGGCGCCAAAGGAGAUAAAGGCCAUCAGGGCUAUCCCGGGAUAGAGGGUCGACCAGGAGUGGACGGCAUACCAGGCGAUGAGGGACCCCCUGGUGAUGAUGGACCCCCCGGGAGGAGGGUGUGCCCGGAAUACAGGGUCCCCCUGGAUCACCUGGUCUCCAUGGACUCAACGGUCACGGUGGACCACAGGGACCCCCCGGCAAGGACAGCCCCCCCGGUCACCGUGGAGAGCCAGGACCCAAGGCAAGGAGUGGCUGGUUUCCCUGGUAUUCCCGGCUCUUUCGGACUACUAGGUAUCAAAGGUCAGGUUGGCUUGAUUGGAGCCCCUGGACCCCCCGGGAAGCAGGGGGCGCCUGGUCUCCCGGGGCCUGUUGGUCGUAAGGGCAUGGUCGGCUUGAAGGGGUUGAGAGGAGACAGAGGACCACCAGGGGGUAGUGGAGAAAAGGGAAUUCGUGGCCCUCCUGGUAUGAUUGGUGCUGACGGUGCAAACGGUGACCCUGGUGCGAAGGGACUGGACGCCAGACAAGGACCACAGGGCCCUCGAGGUAAUAAGGGGCACAAGGGACUGUCCGGUUUCAAGGGACCCUCAGGACUUCCUGGUGCCAAGGGGGACUCUGGUAACACAGGUCCUGUUGGACACAAAGGCUCUAACGGGAUAAUAGGCAGUAAAGGUGGUCCCGGCCUGCAAGGUUCCCCCGGACUACCUGGACCCAGUGGAAACAGGGGGCGGGCUGGAGAGCAGGGUCCAAAAGGUCAACCAGGCCCAGUCGGAGAGAAGGGAAGACAGGGACGUGAUGGCGUUGAUGGCCCCCCCGGAGAUGAGGGACCAAUAGGAUCCAUCGGACUCCCAGGUCCGUUGGGCCACAAAGGACAACCUGGUAUAAACGGACGGAAUGCCUUCAAGGGUCCAAAGGGCUCCAAAGGUUCACAAGGAGAGAGAGGUUACGAUGGAAUAAAUGCACUGAAAGGCCCUAAAGGCAAUGCUGGAGUGAAGGGCGAUCGUGGUGACACUGGUUUGGUGGGGGACCCAGGAGAGCCGGGAAAGAGGGGGGAACCUGGCAGGCCCGGACUGAAGGGUGUUGUUGGUGGACCCGGGAAAAAGGGACCAAAAGGAUUGCUUGGAGCUGAUGGGGUCAAAGGUCGUAAGGGCAAGGCUGCACUCAAAGGAUCACGUGGGGACAAAGGUGACAUUGGAGAGAGAGGGCCAAAGGGCACAGCUGGCAUACCUGGACUAACCGGCAAACGCGGGGUCAAAGGUCUAAAAGGUGAUCCUGGAGAUCGAGGGACAGUUGGGGAGGAGGGCUUGCGAGGCAAACAAGGCAAGGGAGGAUUAAUCGGGUUUACCGGUGUGCCUGGGUCUGCCGGGUUGCCGGGGGAACCAGGACCCCCUGGAGAGAAGGGACUUCUUGGAAAAUGGGGGGUGGACGGAGCCAAUGGAUUCGAAGGGAAAAAGGGAGAGAAAGGCAACAAAGGAGGGUUAGGUGUUCAAGGACCACCAGGACCAGCCGGUACUAAAGGUGAACUCGGUGACCCCGCCCCUCCCGGUAUACCAGGUGAUCCUGGGGACGAAGGUCGUCCAGGUCCAAGAGGGUUCAAAGGUCACCUAGGAAGACAGGGACCCCAUGGGGAGUCAGGGGAGGUGGGCUAUUAUGGUCGUAAAGGUGAUCCAGGGCCGAGGGGAGGGCUCGGGCCACUGGGUCCAAAGGGUGACCCUGGAUAUAGCGGACCUCCUGGUGUGCGCGGAGAACCUUCACCUAAGGGCGCAAAAGGAUACCCAGGUCUGGAGGGUCCGCAAGGUCAACAAGGACCCCCCGGGAAGACAGGAACAAGGGGAGACAUGGGAGAACGUGGUCCGACAGGGCUGCCUGGUCCCCGUGGUAACAAGGGGGGCAGUGGCGAGCCUGGGGAGGAUGGUCACCAAGGAGAGAUUGGAUUAUCAGGUCUCAAGGGGAAGGCUGGGAUCCCGGGGCCCAAGGGCCAAAAGGGCGAUGACGGACGGAGAGGGUGGUCAGGUGGCAAAGGAAUUAAAGGUUACAAAGGAAGAGAGGGACGUGACGGCCCUCAAGGCUCGCAAGGAAUGUACGGUGCUAAAGGACGUACAGGUAAACCUGGACGGUUAGGAUUCGAUGGAGAGCCAGGAUUUGUUGGAUUUAGAGGUUACUAUGGCAACAAAGGAGCCAAAGGACAAAAAGGACGCCACGGACGUGAGGGCCCCCCUGGACCACUAGGACCCCCCGGACCUGUGACACAAUACUAUUCUUCUCAAUUCUCAAGCGAUGAAUUUCUCAACCGUCGAGCAAACAAACCAGACUUUUUCCCCAGCCUGCAAGAUAUCCUCAGCCAACUACUAGGCAUGUCACCAGCAUCACAGAAGUCACACCCACACUCCUCACGCCCACACUCUACCUCGUACUGUCUCCCACUGUUCACACCGUCGUCAUAUUCAACGGGUCGCCAUCGGAAGUGGCCUGCUCAUAACUGCCACCAUGUCCGUGUCCUCAACACCUCGGUGGAGGAUGGCUUCUAUUGGGUUGACCCAAACCUCGGUUGCUCCUCUGAUGCUGUGCAGGUCUUCUGUCGCUUCUCUUCCAAUGAAACCUGUAUCUAUCCAAAGGUCCAAGGGCAUAGGUUGACUCCACCCAGUUGGGUCAAUAUAUCGGAUGCUUCAUCGCCAUGGCUAUCAGUGAUCACUGGUCAUAAUAUCAAGUAUGGUGUGGGUGUGGUCCAACUGAACUUCCUGCGGCUAUCAAGCUCAGAGGCAGUACAGGAGCUCACACUAGCACGCCCCCCCGGACCACCACUGGAGGAGGGGGUGCUCCAGAUGCUGGGCUAUGAUAAGCAGCUUGUAGAGAGACCGCCUCAUCACAUGUCAUGUCAGGACAAUGACAGAAUGUUGGACCCCCCUCAGGGCAAUGACACCACGUUAGACCCCCCUCUCUCCUCACAAGGACCACUGUGCUAUCUCCGCUACACACUCGACACUUCUAUAUCCACUAGUAGCUUAGAAAUUGAGCAGUUGCCUGUCAUAGACGUAUUACCAUGGUUACCACUGUGUGAGCAUGUGACUUGUGAGCUAAGAGUAGGGCCGUUGUGUUUUAGAGAAGACUCUAGAUUGUUUGGAGGUGGAUAAGGUUGUGCGUUGUGUUUUCGUUCUGUUUUGUCAGCACGUUUUUAUGUAGCGUAUGUGGAUCAAAUCUCACUA